AUGACUUCUAUAGAGAAAACUCGUGAAUUAAUGAGGGACACUUUGAAAAAAGAAAGCGAACUUAACGAUCAAGAAAAAGGCAAGAAAAAUAAGAAGAAAGGUAAACCACGUCUGCAUUAUGAAGAACAUUUCCGUAUACGAUCCGCUGUUUGGCAAGAUCAACUCAUUCUGCGAUACGGUCACUCAGCAAUGGCUGACGCUACAUUCCAUAUAGCGGUCGCAUUGAUUCAAAUGGGUCAGAUU
Messenger RNA from Cooperia oncophora, 243 nucleotides. Lineage: Eukaryota; Metazoa; Nematoda; Chromadorea; Rhabditida; Trichostrongylidae. The record is from the annotation of a GenBank genome assembly.